AUGUUAAUAAACGAAAAUACUAAUCAGUUAACACUGAAGACGAACUUGGAAGAAGUGUUAAAAACGGCUACAAUUUUGACUGAAGCUUUGAAGAAGGAAAUUUCUAUUGUGGAAGAACGAGAGCGUAUAUUAAAAGAAACUAUAGUUAAUGGCAGAUGGGGCACCACUACUCUUACAGUUUCAACUACAGAUAGACCGCCACGCACAUAUAUAAUACGUAACGGCAUCUGGACUCUUUGCAAUGGUCUAAUCCAGUAUCCGAUUGUAAAAGAAGCCUAUAAUAUAUAUACUGAACUAUUUUCGACACCAAGGUGUAUUGGACAAGAGGUGACUUCAAAGCGUGAUCCCUGUGUCUUCAGUUCUCUUAUUAAGUAUGAGACCAUACCAAUAUCCCGCAGGAGCUUCUACGUAGAAGACGACUACCUGUGUCUUAAACCAUCGUUCAACAAGACUCUUGAAACAUAUAUGACUGUACCAAAACGAAUUGUUGACGAAACAUGCAAGAACGGUACAGUAACGAGCUUAAUCAGUAAUAUAUUGAAUUGUGGAGUAAGAAUACUCUCUGAGUACGUUUACUAUCCAUUUAAGGACGAAAAUACUUCAUUGCCCUGGGAGUACUGCGAUGAUCAAGAUGGUUCCUGUAAGCUUAUGGUUGGGUGGCAUGUGUCAAAUAAAUCAAUAGAGAAUUUUGAAUUGUUCAAGAACGAUCAAAAUUUUAAAAAAUUAUUUAUGACAAAAAAUAGUCCCGUUGAAAGUUUUACGGUUUAAAUUAUUGGAUCAUUUUAAUGUCUACUAGUGCCUACAUACCUACUGUUUAAGCUGUAUUGUAAUUUCAAAUAUGUCGAUGUAAGAAUUAACAGACUAUAUCAAUAAAUAUAUUUUUACGUUUCGAAAA
This is a messenger RNA of Melitaea cinxia (Glanville fritillary), 895 nucleotides long. RefSeq lists its product as uncharacterized. NCBI's taxonomy places the organism in Eukaryota, Metazoa, Arthropoda, Insecta, Lepidoptera, Nymphalidae. The record is from RefSeq and is a predicted model, not a curated record. The transcript is spliced from 4 exons. Bases 1 to 768 code for a protein of 255 amino acids.